AGGCAGAGUCUGUGAAACUGGCCUCGCGUGCAGCCUGUCGCUCUCCAGGUUCCCCGGGCGCGCGGCUAUGGUGUCGGGCUGAGCCGUCCCCGGGGCGGAGGAGCUGAGCUGCGGAAUGGAGGGGCCGCUGGAGCCGAGCUCCGAGACGAUCCUGCGCUUUCUCGCCGAGCGCGGGGGCCGGGCCCGGCACUCGGAAUUGGUGCAACACUUCAGGGACGCCCUGGGCGGCCAGCGCGAGCAGCGCGCCCGCGCCCGCGAACACUUCAAGGAACUGGUCAACGCGGUGGCCACCGUGCGCACCGACCCCGCGGAUGGUACCAAGUAUGUGCAUCUCAAGAAGAGGUUCUGGACAGGGGGAUCCCCUCCGCUGGAGGCCUCGAUCCCCCUGGACCUACCGCGUAUCGAGGUGACUGAGGAGCCUCCAGUCCCGGACCUUCCAGCCGAGCCCUGCGAGGGCAGCCAGCUCCAGGAGGGGGCAGAUCCACAGUUGUCUCUCGGGCUGAGUGGCGAAGCGAGCGACCCGGAGCCUCCGAUCCCUGCUCAAAGUGGGGCCCAGGGUAAGAACUCGCCACAGGAGGGCCAGGCGGAGGCCUGGGCUUCAGUCCCCGGGCCCAGCGAGAACCUGAAACUCCCAUCACACGGCGGUGAGGAGGUUGAAGGGGGCAGUUCCCCCGGUGGGCCGAAUACGCCGAGGUCGGCUCGUCAGAACUUUCGGGACCUGGUGAUGGGCAGCUCCCCUCAACUCAAGAGGAGCGCGUGCCCGGGGGACGGUAGCUCUGGGAGCAUCUCCGGAGGGGGUCGCGGCCGAGGAGGGGGCGACUCCGAUAGCGCAUCAUUGGCUUCGUCAUCCGCAGAAGAGGAGAGCAGCGGUGGGGGCGCGGUUACUCUGGAUCCCCUGGAGCACGCCUGGAUGCUCUCGGCUUCGGAGGGCAAGUGGGACAGCCUAGAAGGGCUGCUCACUUGUGAGCCCGGCCUGCUAUCGAAGCGAGACUUCAUCACCGGCUUCACCUGUCUCCACUGGGCCGCCAAGCACGGCAGGCAGGAGGUCCUGGCUAUGUUGGUCAACUUUGCCAGCAAACACCAGCUGCCAGUGAACAUCAACGCCAGGUCGAGCGGAGGCUACACUGCCCUCCAUUUGGCGGCCAUGCAUGGGCAUGUAGAGGUGGUGAAAUUAUUAGUGGGGGCCUACGACGCAGAUGUGGACAUCAGGGACUACAGCGGGAGAAAGGCCUCUCAGUACCUGAGUGAGAGCAUCGCAGAGGAGAUCAAGAACCUGGUGGGAGCCAUGGACGAAGAUGAUGGGGACAGUACCACCGGCCGCGGGAGUGGGCGCUGGAGACUUUCGAAGGUGCUCCCGUCGCACCUCAUCACUUACAAACUCUCGCAGGGCGUGGAAGAUGGAACUGAACAUCACCAUCACCACCACCACCACCACCACGUCGCCGAAGGAUGGCCCGCAAGCAAAGCAAAAGAUUCAGGUCGCAAAGCCUUGGGCAGCUCCAGUGGACGGAUAAAACCACGACUCAACAAAAUCCGAUUCCGAACCCAGAUCAUUCACACCACACCCUCAUUCAAGGAUACGGAACAGCCCCUGGAGGAAGGGGAAGAGGAGGAAGAGGAAAGGUCUCUUAAAGGCUACUCAUCUUCCUUCAAACUGAGACCGAAGUCCAAUGUAUUUGGGUAAAAAAAUAAUCCGUGCUAGAAAUGCUAAGGUUUAGCUGUCUUCAAGGUAGAAUAAUACUGGCUGUGGAUAAGAAAGUGGAACCAGAAAAGACAGGAUAAAAUUACGAAUUUUAACUUGUGAGCUUGGGGUGGAUCCGUAGUAAUCCUUUCAGGAUAGCCAUUCUGGGGCAGGAGAAUGUCUUAAAUGAUUCAUAAUCCAUUGAUUUGUGCCUCUUCCCCCACCCCACCCUUGUAACCUGGAACGUGUGAGAACUGGAAUGGAUUGAUGACUAAGAGCUGCUUUGCUUUAACCAUUACUAGAUACCAUGCACAGUAAGGACUGUCACACUUUCACGUCUGUUUUUCCAAGUCACUCUUAGGACAUCAGAAAAUGCAAACUCUAUGCUAAUGGAAACUGAGCCUAGUCAUGUUUGUCAGUGAACCAAACUACAGGCUGCCCUGAUUUCUGACUGUUCAGUUCGCACUUGCUCCUUAAGGUGCUAACGAAGGUCCAGGUCAGAGUUGAAAUGUGAAACUGCAAAUGAGAAUUAACGUGAGUCGAGCUGGGAACCCUGUUGGUAUCUUACUUAUAUUGUAAGCAGCAGUUCCCAUUUUUCAAAAGGAAUUUCAGUUUUAAUCACUGAACUAAAGAAAUAAGCAGCAUUUGCUUUUGAGUUAUUGUAAUAUGGUUUGUGCCCAUAUAACACUAUUCAGUAUACGGUACAUGAUUAAUCACAAAUUUUUAUUUAAAUAGAACACUUAGCAGCCUAUGGUACUUUUUUUAAUGUGUGUCUUGAUGAGCACUAACUUGUUUUGCUACUCUGAAAUUCUCACCUUUCUGGGGUUUGUACUCUGGUGAUUCUUUUUGAUGAAAUUUACGGUACUUAGACUGAUUUACAUAUUACUUAACAAAUCUUUUCUUGUUUAGAAAAUAGCAGAAAUCAGUAUAAGUAUUAAUAAGCCUAUGCUUCUGUGAAGUAGUUAUUAAAUCAACUUAAUAUGGUUCUCAUAGAAGAGAUAUUUAAUUUUAUUAAUACAUUCACAGUCUAUGCUUCAUAGCAACAUUUUACAAAUGUUCAAAAUCUUUCACUUUUCUUACAUUUCUUCAUAUCUACUCAAAGAGCUGUCUGUGGUGUAGUUACUGAAAAGCUAGAUAGUUUGCCCAUUUAAAAAUGGGCAGAUUUAUUAUACCUUAUAAAAGGAAAAAGAAACGGAACCAUUUGUGUAUUUCAAUGCUGCUAGCCAUUGCAUUUCCUUAUAUAUAAAUGGAAAAAUACUGUUCCUUAAAAUUAAAGACUUUUAUAACUGUGAUCCUUAAUUACAUUCCAUUCAUUUGUAUUUGAGUAAAUGGCUUUAUAAUCACUUUAAAAUUUAACUCACAAACGUAUUAAGUCUUGUAACAGGAUUAGAAACUUCUGUAGGAGACUGAUUUGACCAAAUCCUCUCUUCGUCUUUCUGGUCUGAUUGCUGAAACCUAAGUUGUUAGAGCCCUACAAGAUAGAGGUGGGAGUGAACAGCCCAGCCCAAGAGUGAGGAGACUGCAUGGUUGUACAGAGCUGCAACAUUUUGUUAACUUUCCCAAGUCAUAGACAUUUCCAACAGAUUUGUCACAUCUCUCUCAAGAUAGCAGGUAAAAUUGUUUAAAUAUACUCAUAUGAAAUACAUUAGUUGUGGCUAAGGAGAUGACUCAGUGGGUAUGAGCACUUGUUCUGUAAGCAUGAGGACCUGUGUUUGAAUCCCCAGCACCCAUACAAAAGGCUAAGCCUUUAUAUGAGGAUGCCUGUAACCCAGCACUGGGAGGUGAGACAGGCAGAUUCCCAGAGCCCAGGGGCCGGCCAGCCUGCUUCAAACAGUGACUUCCAGUUCAGGGAGAGACUGUCUCAAGGCUAUAAGGAAGACAUAGAGGAAAUCACCUGACAUUCAACUCAGGCCUCAGAAUAAGCACACACGGGUGCUCCCAAACAUUCUCGUGCCUACACUACACACACACACAUAAGUUGUUAUCCUCUUAUGUGCCUUUAUCUUUGUUUUAGGAUUUAAGAAGUAGAUUGUGUACAUUGAUAAGCACUUUUUCUGUAUAUAAGUGAAAAGCCAAUGUAAAAAGCAAUCAUGUGUUCCAUGUAUAGACAUUAACUAUAUCUAGUGCAGAAUAAACUUACAAUUCCCAUCAAGGACUUUUAAAUUCCAUUUAAGAUAAGGCAACUAUACAAGUAGAUGUUUCAGAACCACAUAAAGGUUCUAGUAAACAGUCAUUUUUUAAUCCCUUCACAUGUAUGUUAGUAAUUAAUUGAAUAAAAUCUAUAAUUUUCUAGAUUUUUAGAUACCAAGUUAAUACAUCAUUUAACUUUCUCUUUACACUAAAGGUUUAAAACUCUGAUAAAACAUUUAAAUUGAGUCAUUCCUGGGCUGACCAGACAGCUAGGCAGAUAAAAGUGAUUGUCUUACAAGCCUGAAGAACUGAGUUUGACCCUAGAACCCACGGUGGAAGGAGAGCUAACUCCUGAAAGCUGUCCUGUGACCUCCACAUGUGUGCCACGGCAUACGCAUUCCUGUACUCACAUGCGUAUACACACAAAUGCAAAAUUAAUAAAUUCAAUUUUAAAAAACCAAAAAGAGGGAACUCCUAGCAUUCCUUGUCAUAAUGCACUUUGUACAGUAAGUAUAACAUUUCAAGCUACUUAACUCCAUUCCUCUUACUUUUCAAUUUCCAAAUCAAGAGUAGAAAAAAUGAUUUGUAUAAUUUGAUAAUCAUGAAGUCGUAUCUCCCAGUAGUGGCAAUAUAUCAAAUACAGGCAUCUAUUAACAAGAGACUGUAUAGUUUAAAUGCGAGUUUGUUCACGUGUCCUUCAGGUACGCUUGUAACUGAAUGUCAGUUGGCUUUUAUGGUAUGUAAAAUGCAGUAAACUGUGGUACUAGUUUAUUCACACCUGAAAUAUUGGAAUAUGAUGUUUGUCUUUUGCUUUUUAAGUAAGUCAAAGUUUGUGAAUUUAAGAAUCGGUAAAUUUUGUCAAAAUAAAAUGUUCAUGGUAGAAAUCAAA
Peromyscus californicus insignis is the source of this 4700-nucleotide messenger RNA. RefSeq names its product sosondowah ankyrin repeat domain family member C (gene Sowahc). NCBI's taxonomy places the organism in Eukaryota, Metazoa, Chordata, Mammalia, Rodentia, Cricetidae. The coding region runs from base 116 to 1684 and encodes 522 amino acids. The record is from RefSeq and is a predicted model, not a curated record. Gene Ontology annotation, molecular function: protein binding. The transcript has a single exon.